CUUGGUCGGGCCAGAGCGACAACGAAGCAGACCACGUAUACGCAAACCAUUGAUAUACUCGGAAGACAGCAUGCUCUCCAGGCUGACCACAGCACGAUACAGCUUGGUGUUGGUGUUCGUUUUGCCUUGCCCCGGCACAACGUAUCUCUUCACAACAAAUGAACAAAGCUUUCAAGGUGCUUUGCAACUAUCUCUCCGCUGCCUGCAUCGCAUGGAGGACGCGAUAGGCUGUUCAUGCGCGGGGCUACGUGCUUUCGAAGGUUGGUCGCUGCCCCUUUUGGCCGAACGUCUGAUCGCCUUCUUUUGCCUGCCGAACGAAUCUAAACCAUGCAUUAAUAUCAUUGAAUGAAUCCCAAGGAAGACAAUCACGGAUCA
This is a messenger RNA of Didymella exigua CBS 183.55, 375 nucleotides long. RefSeq lists its product as uncharacterized. The annotation marks the transcript as partial. The transcript has a single exon. The record is from RefSeq and is a predicted model, not a curated record. Lineage: Eukaryota; Fungi; Ascomycota; Dothideomycetes; Pleosporales; Didymellaceae.